Cydia pomonella (codling moth) is the source of this 2702-nucleotide messenger RNA. Its product is annotated as major centromere autoantigen B-like. Bases 942 to 2564 code for a protein of 540 amino acids. Gene Ontology annotation, cellular component: nucleus. The transcript is spliced from 8 exons. The record is from RefSeq and is a predicted model, not a curated record. Gene Ontology annotation, molecular function: DNA binding. Lineage: Eukaryota; Metazoa; Arthropoda; Insecta; Lepidoptera; Tortricidae.
AACCACAUAUGGGUGAUUUCAAAUAGUAUUUUUGAUUUUCAUAAACAAUUAUCACUUAUCAUUUAUCAACCUCUUUAUUAAACGAUAUCGCCACUUGAAAUGAGUAAGUACGUUUUUGACUGACACAUUGUCAAUCAGAUGAACAAUAAAUUGACUUCGUUAUUGUUUAGCUAUUGUAUCUUGACGAUUAUAUUUAGCUAAAAUUUAUAUUUACUAAUGUAUAAGAAAACGCUCUAAAAUGUCAUCUUUACUCGAAUAUUGUGGCAAUUUUCCGUUUUUGGAGGCAGUACGUGACAAACACGUAUACUGCUAAUCUUACCUACUGUUCCCACUUUUGACUAUUAAACCUAUUUAUCUGAGGAUCCCACAGACUUGUUCUAACUAAUUUCAAAUAAUUAUACCUUAUGGUAACAAGUUUCGUGAAAUUUAUUUUAUUCACUACAUCACCCUACCACCUGUAUUAUUAAUUCCAUGGAUUUAUUUACGAUUAUUUUGUUACUUCAUUAAUACUACUUUGUUACUACAUGUCACACGGAAGUUUAAAUACAAAUUCAAACAUCAUCCUGUGUGCAAGAUUACGACAUUUUUACGUCGUCCGCACUUUUUGUCCGACCCCUGCUGCUGCAUUAAUGUGUAGUCUAAAUCCAAACGGCACCUUAACAUGUCCCCUUUCUGACAGAUUAUCCUGUCAAUAAAAUUGUUUAACACAAAAUAUCUACAUAGGUUUCUUCAAUGUGAGAUAAUAAUAAGAUAAGUAUACGGCCCUAGAUAGCUCAGCUAUCUCGUUUUAUCGAGUGUUAUAUCUCACUCGCACACUGCCCUCUCGCUCGAUACGCCAGUGUCAGUUUUGUCGUCGCUGUGAUACUACGUUUGUCGACCGGUGUUAAAAAUAUUUUAUCCGUUUGUCUUAAGAAAGUACUACAUUUUUUAAUAAUAAUCCAAUGAAGGAGGAGAAUGAGGAACUGGUCGUCCAUUCAGAGCGUUAUUCAUUAAUGGAAGACCAAGACUGGAGAACCAGAGGAGGCAGUAUUUGGAACCAUACUCAGGAGCGGGCAGCCACUAGAGUUAAGACUUCCAGAUGUCGCGCCACGACCUGCCAGCUGGUGCAGCUGGUGAAGUUCAUGGAAAAGCACCCGGAGCUGGCUGUGUCACACGCCAAACCGUUUCCUGGCAGUGAUGAGUUGUGGAUGGAACUCGCCGCGCAUAUCAACCAGUUUGGGCCGCCGAAGAACUACAAGCAGUGUAAGACAACAUGGCGAGACCUCCGAAAGCGCGCGUUCGCCAUGCAACGCAGCCGCAACAAGAAAGGCACUGGACGCAAUCUGUACGGGAUGGCGCCCAAAAUCGUGAGCCUUAUAACACAGGCCGGCAUGGCGCCUAAGUAUAAGAAGGAGGACGAGGAAGGUGGCGCCAGCUCCUCAAGACCGGAGACUCCACCGCCAGUACGAGAACCUUUACCAGAACCAGUACCAGGACCAGCUGCAGAUGAUGUCAAUCUUGACAAGACUAAAGGGGAACAACUUGUGAUCAGGGUAACGGACAAUAUGAACUCUAAAAGGAACGUUUUCAACACAUUCACAAUCAAUGAUGGCCAUUUUGAAAACAUCAUUGUCAAGGAGGAAAGGUUGGAAGGUGGAUACCAGCCUGAAGAACAGGAGAUGGAACCAACAGAAGCCGAGGUGGACGAGCCCCAUGACCAGGAAGAGAUGUUCCCGCAGCCUGAAGCCAUCUUGGGGGGCAUGGAUGAGGUGAUGGAGGAGAAGAAUUCCGUUAUCAGGGAUCUCAAUGACACACUGCGCAAGUUCCUAGCCGAAUACAAAACACGUAACGCUUUAAUGCGCGAGCGCAUUGAUCUAGAGCGAGCGCGUCUACAGUUUGACAUGGAAGUAUACAGGAGCCGACAAAUGGAAAAACGUGUUAUAGCAGUGAAUACUGCUAAUGCUGCUAAUGUCAUGAAUACUGCGAGUGCCGCUAACGUUAUUAAUGCAAAUGCAGCAAAUGUCAUGAAUGCUGCAAGUACUGCAAAUAUCAUGAAAGCUAAUACAGCUGUAACUACCAAUGCUAAAAAUGUUGGAAACGUUAGCAAUGUUAACACUAUAACUGUUGGUAAUGCUGGCAAUGUGAAAAAUGCUAAUGUUGUAACAGUGAACGCGGCAAAUGCUGGAAAUACUGCAAAGGCAACUAAAUCUCAUAAAGUUGUAAGUGCUGGAAAUACUUCUAAUGUCAUCACAGUUACCGCUACAAGUUCUAACGCAGCCAAUACUAGUAAAGCUAAUCCAAUGAUCACAGUAAACCCUACAAAUACUGCCAACACUGGAAACGCUAAUAAUAAUCGCCCUUCUAAUCCUGUCAUGACUCUGAAUCCAUUUAAAGCUGGAAAGUCUGGAAACGCCGGAAUCUCUGUUGAAAUUAAGAAUACUAGCAUUGAAAACGCUUCUAAUGUUGUUGCGAAUUCUCCAAAUGCUUCACACGUGAAAAAUCUCGUAAAUGCUAAUAUAGAAAGUGCUGCUAAAAUUGUUGAUGAUGUUAAUACCAAAACAGAAGAUGCUAUGGAUGAGACUUAGAUUUUAAUUGUAAGAAGAAUAACUAUCACAGCUACUUGAUAAGUUGUCUAAUGAAUAUUAGUAUUUUUAUUACGUAUAAAAAGUAAGUUAAGUAUUACGGAUGAAUUAGUACUAAGGAAAUUAAAGUUAUAUUAAAUC